Poecilia latipinna (sailfin molly) is the source of this 10452-nucleotide messenger RNA. RefSeq names its product lipoxygenase homology domain-containing protein 1-like. Lineage: Eukaryota; Metazoa; Chordata; Actinopteri; Cyprinodontiformes; Poeciliidae. The coding region runs from base 689 to 7462 and encodes 2257 amino acids. The record is from RefSeq and is a predicted model, not a curated record. The transcript has 44 exons. Gene Ontology annotation, molecular function: protein binding.
AAGAAUGAGGGGUACAAAUUCUCAUUGGAGGUGAGAGUGAACGCUGUGUCAGACGCAAAAGUUUUGCACGUACGAAACAGUACAUCAAACAGAGUUGCUGCCUGACCUACCUUUACCCUUAAGGGUUCCCUCCUCUGAUCAGGUGACUAUGUGUCAUUCAUCAUGGUUAAUGAGGUUCCCACUCCCAUCCUCAAGAGCAGAUGCUAAGCUCUGUGUCUGGCUCAGGCUGCCAGCUCAUCACUCCCCUGCAGCCACAGGUCAACUUAAUCAAGUUUCACCGGAACACCCUGGAAUCAGUUACAAGGUAGAGAAUAAAUUAAAGAUGCUCACUAAAAAGAAGAAAAAAAAAGAACGUGUCAAAGAGCAGAGGGGGAAACCGAAGAUGCAGAUGACGACGACUCGGAGGAUCAGGAACCCGAGCCAAGGAAGAAAAGUAAGCAGGCAAGUGAAUCAAAGAACACUGGAAGAUUGAAGAAGUUUGAGGAAGGCGAUGAAGACGGUUACACAAGGCAUGACGUGAGGAGCACAGAGAAGAGAGGAAAAGAGACGGGAGAGGCAUAAACUACAGAGGAGAGCGGGGAUGAGUAGGACUACAAAGAAAACGAUAAUGAGACCCUGGGUGGAAGGAAAGGAGAAAAACUCCCUGAUGUAAUCGAGACGACCAAAGAAGUUCUCUGUCAAAGUGAAAAUGGGAUCAAAGAGCAAAAACAAAAAAGGUGGCGAUCAGGAUGAGGACGAUGGGAAAAAGAAAAAGAAAGACAAGAAGAAAAAAGGCUCAGGGAGAGAUGACAGCGAUGAAGACACAAAGAAGACAAAAGGGAAGAAGAAAAAGAUUGAAAACUAUGUUGAAAUCUACGAAAACGAGCUGCGCAACUACGAGCCGGAGCUACAGGAGAACUACGAGGACGAAUACCACAAAAAAAAAGUGUAUGAGGUGGUGACGAUUACGGGGGAUGAGAGAGGAGCGGGUACUGACGCCAACGUCUUCGUCACUCUGUUCGGAGAGUACGGCAUCACACCCAAAAUCCACCUGGCCAGCAACACAGAGAAGAAGAGUCGAACCGCUUUUGAAAGAUCCAAAACCGAUGUGUUCAGGAUUCGAACUCACAACGUUGGACACAUAAAAAAAAUUAGGAUUGAGCAUGACAACACGGGCAUGAGCGCCAGCUGGUUCCUGGACCGUGUGGUCAUCACGGAUGUCAUUCGCCCUCAUCUUAGGUUCUACUUUGCUUGCAACAACUGGCUCAGCAAAGAGGAGGGAGAUGGCCUUUAUGCCAGAGACCUGCUGGCCAGCAUGGACCAAAUGGACAUGCCCAAAUAUAAUAAAUACAUCGUUAGCGUUUUUACUGCGGAUAUGAAAGGAAGUGGAACCGAUGCGGAUGUCUUCAUCAAUAUUUUUGGCGAAUUUGGGGACACAGGGGAGAGGUGCCUUGACAGUGACAAAAAUAACUUUGAAAAGGACUCAGAGGACAAGUUUACCAUUGAGGCGCCAAACUUGGGUAAAAUUAGGAAGAUCACCAUCGGCCAUAACAACAAAGGUUCCUCAGCAGGAUGGUUUGUAGAGAAGGUGAUUUUGGAUGACAUGGGAAACAAAGUAGUGUAUGAAUUCCCCAUCAAUCGCUGGUUUGCCCUGGAUGAAGAUGACGGGAAGAUUCAGAGGGACAUUUUGGUGGGAGCAGACCAGCCGACAGGUAUCGUCUACAACGUUCAGAUUGUGACGGGAAACAUCCGAGGCGCAGGAACCAACUCUAAAAUUCACAUAGUGAUGCACGGUACGAAAGGCAUGAAGAACAGUGGAAAGGUAUUUCUGGAAGGAGGGAAGUUUGAGCGUGGACUGACAGACAUAUUUAACGUUGAGAUUGCCGCGCUCCUCAGUCCUCUCAGCAGAGUUACGAUUGGACAUGACAAUGACGGGGUUAGCGCCGGGUGGUACUGCGAGAAGGUUGUUGUGUACUGUCCUUUCACGGGGAUAGAGCAGACCUUCCCGUGCGGCAAAUGGCUGGAUGAGAAGGAGGGGGACGGCCUGAUUGAAAGAGAGCUGUACGAGAUGGUCUCUCUCAGGCACAGGAGGCAGAAAAAGCAUCCCUGGUCCUUGUGGAUUUGGACUACAGACAUGCCCAAUGCCGGCACCGACGCAGACAUCUCUUUUCAGGUUUACGGAGAAAAGAACAAGUCGGAUGAGAUCAGGCUGGACAACAAGUCUGACAACUUUGAACAGGGCCAAAUUGACAAGUUUAUGGUUGAGCUUCCAGAUUUGGGAAAAUUGACCAAACUUCGAAUCUGGCAUGAGAAAAUAAAUCCUUUUGCAGGAUGGCAUCUGAGCAAGGUUACUUUGAUGAAGACAUUAACAAAGGAGAAGUACACGUUUCCAUGCGAGCGGUGGCUGGACAUUAACGAAGACGACAAUGAAGUUGUGAGGGAGCUUCCAGCCUGCGGAGACCUGAUAGCUGAGCCACUUCCCGUGAUUAAAUACCGGCUGACAGUCUGCACGGGGGAUGUCAGCGGCAGCGGCACGGAUGCGUCUAUUUUCAUCAACUUGAUCGGAGACCAGGGGGAUACGGGGGAGCGGCAGCUGAUCAACUGCAAGAAUAAUGUCAACAAGUUUGAGAAAGGAAACAUGGACGAGUUUAUAGUCGAGGCGGUGACCAUCAGGCGGAUCCGCAGGUUGAGGAUCGGACAUGACGGGAAAGGCGGCGGCUGCGGCUGGUUUCUUGACAAAGUGAUUGUGAGAGAAGAAGGAAAGGCGGAGGCUCACGCUGUAGAGUUUCCCUGCAACCGGUGGCUGGACCGCAACGAGGACGAUGGACAGAUCACCAGAGAACUAGUGCCGUUCGUAGAUGGGCAGCGUCUGUACAACAUCGGCUAUCAGAUCACGGUGAAGACGGGCGACAUUCCUGGAGGAAGCUCAGACUCCAACGUGUUUGUCAAGCUUUACGGAGAAAAAGGCGACACCAACAAGAUGAUGCUGGUGGUUUCCACCAACAACUUGGGGAACUACUUUGAGACGGGCCGUGUUGACAUCUUCACAGUGGAAACCUUUGAUAUUGGACAGAUAAACCGUCUGAUGAUUGGUCACACUAAUAAAGGGAUGCGUGCUGGUUGGUUCCUGGACAGCGUUCAGAUCAUGGUUCCGGUCCACGGGAAGAAUUACAUGUUUCCCAGUCACCGCUGGCUUUGCAAAGACGAGGCUGAUGGGAAAACGGAGGUGGAGAUUUAUCCCAGUGAGAUCCUGGAGAUGGAGCAAUUGAUGAACUAUGAGGUAACCGUAGUAACAGGAGAUGUGAUGUUUGCCGGCACCAACGCCAGAGUGUUCAUCCAGAUCUACGGGGAGAAAGGCAAAACGGAAACCAUCACUCUUGAGAACAGAUCCAACAACUUUGAGCGCAACACGACUGAAAUAUUUAAGUUUGAGGCCAAAGACGUGGGAAAGAUCUUCAAAAUACGCAUUGGUCAUGAUGGCUCAGGGAUCGGAUCUGGCUGGUUCCUGGAGUCAGUCGACGUUAAGCACCUGAUUUUGGCUCUGGUGCCCAAAGAAAAGAAAAAGGACGACAAGAAGAAGAAGAAGAAAAAGAAGAAAGACGAAGAGGACGAGGAUGAAGAUGGAGGAGAGGAGAUGCAGGAGGUGGUGUUCACGUACCAUUUUCCCUGCUCACGCUGGCUGAGCAGCGGUGAGGAGGACGGAGAGCUGGUGGUGGAGCUGCUGCCGGAGGACGCAGACGAGGAUCUGGAAGUCAACACCUAUGAAGUGUGUGUCUUCACGGGUGACAUGAUGGGAGCUGGGACAGAUGCCAACGUCUAUAUUAAUAUUUAUGGGGAAAACGGAGACACUGGUGAGCGCCUCCUGAGUAACUCUGACAACCUCAACAAAUUUGAGAGAGGGCAGGAAGACGUUUUCAUCGUGACAGCUAUUGAUUUGCUCACCUUGAAGAAGUUGCGAAUCCGACAUGACAACACUAAGCCUCACUCAUCCUGGUACCUGGAUCGUGUUGAGAUAGUGGACACAAAGGAAGAUGUAACGUAUUACUUCCCUUGUAACCGCUGGCUCGCAGUGGAUGAGGAUGACGGGCAGAUAGCAAGAGAGCUAGUUCCUGUUGAUGAGGCCUUCAUGAGGCAGGAUGAAGAUGAGGAGGGAACUAGCGCCACUUUGGGACUGGAGCAGAAAUCCAUGUCCACCACCUACACUCUCAAAAUAAAAACUGGGGAAAAGAAAUAUGCUGGAACCGACGCCAACGUUUUUGCCAUCCUGUUCGGUGAAAAAGACGACACAGGGCUCAUCAACCUGAAGUCUUGUAAAAACUACAAGAACAAGUUUGAACAGGGGAUGAUCAACGAGUUCAUCGUGGAGGCAGUGGACCUGGGCGACCUGGAGAAGCUCCGGAUUGGACACGACAACUCAGGAGGUUCAUCCGGUUGGUUCCUGGACUGGGUUGAGGUGGACGCCCCGUCUCAGGGACAGAGACUACGUUUCCCAUGUGGCCGCUGGUUGGAUCCAGGAGAGGAUGACGGUGCCAUCGUGAGGGAUCUCUAUCCCGCUGACUUACAGACUGAAGUUUACACUCCAUUCGUGCCUUAUGAGAUCAAAAUAUUCACCAGUGAUGUGUUUGCUGCGGGGACAGACGCUGACGUGUUCAUCGUCCUGUACGGACAAAACGGGAUGUGCACACUGCAGAAGCACCUGUGUGUAAACAAGAGAGAGCGACGGCUUUACUUUGAGAGAGGAGCAGAGGACAUGUUUAUUGUGGAGCUGGAGGACAUCGGUGAUGUGAUAGAGAAAAUCAGGAUAGGACAUGACAACAGAGGCACCAACCCAGGGUGGCAUCUUGACAGGGUGGAGAUCAGGCGACAGCUCCGCAAAGGAAAGGGUUCAGAGACCACGAUAUUUCCAUGCGAACGCUGGCUGGCCAAGUCUGAAGAUGAUGGAGAGACGGUGAGGGAGCUGGUCGCCUCUGACAUCAUCACCCAGAAGCUCCUCCGGGACGGGACACUAAAGACGACCGAAAUGGAGGUGGAGGAUGCUCUGGAGACUCACGGAUACAAGGUGUCGGUGCGGACAGGUGACAUGUACGGAGCGGGAACUGACGCCAACGUUUUUCUCACCAUCUACGGAGACCUGGGAGACACCGGGGAACGCAAACUCGCCAAAUCUGAGAACAACAAGAACAAGUUCGAGAGAGGAGAGGUGGACAGGUUUACAAUUGAGGCUGUGGACCUGGGUCAGGUGUUUAAGAUUCGGAUUCGUCAUGACAACACGAUGGUGGGAGCCGAUUGGUACCUGGACCAGGUGGAGGUGCAGGAUGAGGACACGGAGGAAGUUUACAUGUUCGUGUGUGAGCGCUGGCUGUCGACAAAGAAAGAGGACAAACGGAUAGACAGGAUCUUCUACGUCAAGGGGUAUGAAGGUGAAAGGAAUACAGAUCCAUAUUUUAUGAAGAUGGCCCAGUCCAAACAAGGACUCGAUAAAAACGCCAAUAAGAAGAAAAAGAAGAAAAAGGCUACAGUGGCCGAAGAAGGUCCAAUCAUCCCUUAUCACUUCACGGUGUCCACUGGAGAGGACCGGGACGGCAGCACCACAGCCAGGGUUUAUGUCAUCGUCAUCGGGCCGAACGACGCCGAGACAGACCGUCUGUGGCUGGACCUGGCAGAAGGGAAGAAAUGCUUCGCGGCUGGUGGCAUGGAGCACUUCGUGUGCUACGGAGCUGACGUAGGAGAGAUCAAGAGGGUGGAACUCGGCCAUAACGGAGUUACACCAGAGAGCUGCUGGCUGGUGGAUGAGCUGUCGGUUGCUGUGCCAACCAAAGGUAUCAAGUACAUCUUCCCAUGUAAAUGCUGGCUGGCUAAAGACAGGGGAGACGGUUUGACUGUCAGACUGUUGAACGUGCUGGACUCCAGCACCAUCAACAUUAUCCGCAAAGUUAUUUAUUCAGUCUCGGUUGUCACAGGAGACACUCAGUAUGCAGGGACGGAUACGAACAUUUUCCUGACUGUGUACGGGGCCAACGGGAGCACAGAGGAAAUGUUGCUGCCGAAGAACGGGGAUAGGUUUGAACGUGACCAAGAAGACACGUUCACCCUGGAGAUAGAUGACAUCGCUCCUCUGAAGAAGAUCAGAGUUCGGAUCGAUGGCACUGGGAGCCGCCCAGACUGGUUUCUGGACAGGAUCCUCAUGCGGAACCUGACCACCGAGGAAGAGUAUCUGUUCACUUAUGAGAACUGGCUGUCCAACACUAAAGGGCCGAAAAGGACAAAAGUGUGUGAGCUGCCGGCAGUGGUGGACGACGAGGAGAUGGUGGAAAAAACAACCUACAUCAUCCAAGUUCAGACCAGCGACGUCGGAGGCGGCGGCACCGACGCCAACGUGUUUUUGAUUGUGUUUGGGGAGUACGGCGACACCGGGAUGCUGCCGCUGAAGGAGAGCACCAACAGGAACAAGUUUGAGCGGAAGAUGAAGGACGUCUUUCGGUUUCCUGACAUGCUCAGUCUGGGGGAGCUCUCCAAAGUCCGAGUGUGGCAUGACAACAAAGGCCCGGCACCCGGGUGGCAUUUAGAGUACAUCGACGUGAAAGACGAGGCCAUGGACCAGACCUUCAGGUUCCCCUGCGACCGCUGGCUGGCUAAAAAUGAAGACGACGGGCAAAUUAUUAGGGAGCUGGCUUGUGCCAACAAUGACUCAAUAGACCUCAGCGAUAAAACCAAAUAUGAAAUCGUCACCAUUACUGCUAACACCGACAACGCCUCAACCUCAGAAAACGCCUGGAUCGUGUUGGAGGGAAGGAAAGCUCGAUCCAAGGAGUUUGUUCUGGAGAAUAAGAAAAAGAAGUUUUUAAGCGGUGCCACUGACACGUUUGAGUUCUCGUCCAAACACUUGGGGGAAAUCGCUGGGAUCUGCCUCGGCCACAUAACAAAAGAUGGGAAGAAGGUGAAGAAAGAAGUCUUCUGGCACGUUUUGGAGGUGGUAGUGACAGAAAAGGAGAUGGGAAACAAGUAUUUCUUUCACUGUGACGCACAAAUCCUUCUGGCGGCCAAAAAGGACCAGUUCCAGACAUUUGAGUGCUAUAAAUCCGUUGAAAGCUUUGCGAGCAAAGUUCGCAAACUGGUUCCCGUCAAGUACGAAAUCAUCGUCAUCACCGGGGACGUGAAAGGGGCUGGAACGGACGCAAACGUUUUCAUCACUAUCUACGGAGUCAACGGCGACUCGGGCAGGCGUCAGCUCAGGCAGAAGUCCCGCAACCUCUUCGAGCGAGGGCAGACGGACCGGUUCGUCGUGGAGAUGCUCGACCUUGGGGAGCUGCUGAGGGUCAAGGUGGAGCACGAUGGGAACAACUCGAACUGCGGGUGGUUUUUAGAGUGUGUUGAGAUAACCAACACGGCUAACUCAGUCACAACCAUCUUCCUGUGUGGAAAGUGGCUGGAUGCUAACAAGGCUGAUGGGCAGAUACACAGAGUGCUUUAUCCAAGAUACUAGGAGGUAAAAACAAGGGGUACGUUUUUUAUUUACCUCAUUUACUCCUAUUUUUUUACAUGAUGUUUAUUAUGAAAAAGGUCAAAGUAACUCUGUGCCAAUUGUUGAGGCUUGAUCGCUUCAAACUUAAGGAAAAGCCAUAAAAAAGAAAUGAAUAUCAAAGUAAACAAACACAAAAAACAUUUAAUUCAUACUUUUAUUUCUGUCAUCUGCUUUUUUUGUCUUCACAUUGAAGUUGCUGCACAGAAGCAGAAUUAUACGCACUCCAGCACGAACUGAGAAAUACUGUAAACAGGGGGGAAAUAAUAGUUGUUUUUUGUAAAUAUUAUCAAAAGUGAAGUGUCAGGUUUCUGAUUUUAACUUAACUUGUUCUGUAGGGGCCGAUUCUGCGCUUUAAGCUCUUUAAACUCAUCCUAAACUGAGCCAAAUGUACGAUUCACAGACUCAAGAUGAGCUUAAAAGUUUACAGUGUUCCCAAUGGACGUUCCUUAGAAACUCAAAAGCUUAAAAUCCAGCGACAAAUUAAGGAAAUAUUAUGUCAUUAUAUAUGUACACUUUACUUUUGGGGAAUCCCUAAUAAAAUAAUUGAAUCACCUAAUAGUUACAAAACUAUUUCAACUCAGGUUUUCCCUCUGUGCAUUAUAAGCCUGGCGGGUCCAUCAGGAUUUACUUGUGCCCCCACCAGGCUUAGUAUUGUUAAUUUAUUUUAGUUUUUUUUUUUUUUUUUAAAUGAUUGCCUUUUUUAAAGAGUUUGUAGUUGGUGUUUCGGUAUUAAUCUUGCAGUCUUCCAAUAACGCAUAACUAUCAAGUGAUAUUUUCACAUUUCCUGUCAAUGUUAAACACGUUUUACCUCAAAAACAUGGCGGGCAGCUGGAUGAAUGACUCCCUUAGCACCACGAGCACCAGGCUUAGCAAGCUUUUGGGGGAAACCCUGCAAUUUUAAUAACAAUAACAAUGUUUUUUUUUUUUUUGUAUGUGUGUUUUUUAUUUUUAAGAUUUGAUUUACAAUUCACAAAAAAGCUGUGUCAAAAAUUGACACAAUCAGAUAAAAGUCCCGACUUAAAUCUGAUAGUUAGAAGAAACAUGUUGGUAAAUUUAAAAUAUUACUUCUAAUUUUGGGCUUCUGUGGAUUUUUUUUUUUUUUUAAUAACUGAACAGCCAAAAAAUAAACAAAUAACAAACACCACAUGUUUGAUUAGUUGUCAGCAUUUUAGGCAGUUUAUUUGAAAAACACAUACAAAAAGAUCAUAUACAAGACAAUAAAUAAAAAAGAGACAGAACAGUUUGGGUUAAGCUAUGCAACUUUUUGCAUCAUCAUUAGUAAUAAAUACAGUACAAAAUCCACCCAGAGUGAAUCUAAAGAUUUUCCACAAUAUUCACUGAUCAUGUUAUUCUUCAUUAAGAUUUAGCUAUUGCUUUCGUAUUAUUGAUACAUACUUCUACAUUUCUAUAAAAUACUCAAGAUCAUAAAACAUUGCGCGGUUACAGCAAAACAGCAGUGUGUUGUACAAAGAUGGCCACUUCCCUUUUUCACUGGCAGGUUAAAAAUCAACAUUUUUCUCAGCAGCAAAGAAACAUCUGAAAUAUUCAAGAAGGUACAGCAUCAUAUUAAACACGUCUACAGAGCUACUCCCACAUACACAUAGGAAAACCUGAGAAGGACAUGCAUUAAAAAGCUUGUGCUUUGAGUUCUACUGUUCAUUCCGGUUCAUCAGCUUGAGUUAAUACUAUGGCUACUGUCCAGUUCAGCCUGGAGUUACCGGGGUACGCGGUGGAGGGCACAGGGUAAGGCCAGUGAGAGCACGAAAUGAAAUUAUAGUAAGACCAGUCAGCUUCAUUCCAAUCCAAUACAUGUUAGAAUAAUUUGCAGGAUUAGUAGAGUAUUAAUAAGAAAUGCACACCGAAAAACGCAGUUAGCUUAUCAUACCAAGGUGUGAAACAUCUAUAUUGUAAAACCACAGUAACACCAGAAGUUUGCUCAAAAGAUCAAUGGCUCAAGGUAGCAUGUAAGAGAAGUCCCAUAAAUCCCACACGAAGCAACUCCUAGCAAUAUGUAGCAACAGAUAAUUCAACUGAUGUGGUUUCUAAAUCAUGAUUACUAAAGCGACAUGUUGAUAUGAGGGAUAUGAUCAUUAAAGGAUCUAGUAAAAUAUCACAGAUUAUUAUGAGCAAAACAAAAGCAAGCUAUAAGACAAACAGGGUUGCACCCUGACACCUGUGGUAGAUGGAAGCAGGAGUGAUAUUAAAAUAAAUAGAAAGUUUAAACAUUCAGCGAUUAAAUCAAUAAAUGACAUAAAUGGAAUGUAAUCUAGAUCAACAGCACCAUGCUGGUUAGUCCCUCAGUCACCUUUUCUAAUUUUCUUCCUUUGAAAAACAAAACACAGACGGCAUGCACAAGCAUCCCCACCAACCAAUGCAUAAUGAGGUAUUUUUUUUAUAUAUUUUGUGUUAUUUUAAAUAAAUAUAUUGAUUAAAUUGCAAAGUUAUGAGACAGAGACAUUAAAUAUUCCACCACAAUAGCUAGCUAGCUACAGUUAGUAAUAAAUAAUGAUUGUUAAAUACUUAAGGCAUCUUUAAUCACAGCAUUCUAUGUGGACUAGCAAAACCUCCAUUUUCAUGUAUUUGUAAUUUCUUUUUUUUUUUUUUUUUGGAUGGAGGUUACAUAUGUAAAUAAAAUAAAAUAAAAAUGCAACACAAACAGUCAAGUUACCUUCCAAUAGUACACAAGGAAGCAUGAAAAUACUUGGAACUGAAAGAAAACACAAAACCUCGGACGAGAAGUACCCACACCACCAAACCAAAAUAUCAGGCAACGCCAUAUUAUAGUGCAUUUACAAAACACAAGCUACAUUAGAACGACAAUAAAUAUGUUUUUUUGCAGCAUUGCAGCUUCUUUUUCACGAUGGUUAAAAUGGACAAGGUUUUGGCGUAUUAGUACCAUGUCCCGAUUGGCAGGUGAGCAAAGAAAAAAACAAAUAAAACAUACAAUUAAA